AAAGUUUAGAGAGUUCUGACUCGAAAUGGCCAAGAGAAAUUUUCUUAAGUUUGAACAAGAAGAGAACGUAGAUGAGACUUUAGUCAACGGAAAAACGAAGCCUCCUAUUAAGCAGCAGAAGUCUGGUUUAAUGAAAUUUUCGAAUUAUUUCAUCGCCCUUAGACCUUGGUCAUUAAGUGGAAGUCUCAUGCCAACCCUUUUGGGCUGUACAAUUGCUCAAAAAUAUCCAGGUGAUGUUCCCUUCAGCUAUCUUAACCUAAUCUUUACAGUCCUCACAGUUGUCUCAGUACAUGGGGCUGGUAACUUAGUUAACACUUACUUUGAUUACAUCAAGGGAAUCGACAAUCGGAAGGCUGACGAUCGUACUUUAGUGGACCACAUUUUGACAGAAGAGGAAGUAGUUACGUUGGGUGCUUUGCUUUAUCUUAUAGGAUGUGUGGGCUUUGUUAUGCUUACUACCCUUUCACCGGCUAAAAUGGAACAUUUAGCGUUAGUAUAUUUCGGUGGUAUUUCAUCAAGUUUCUUGUAUACUGGUGGCAUUGGUUUUAAAUAUAUUGCAUUAGCACAAACUGGCCGCAUUGAAUGGGCCUGCAUUUAUUAUGCUAUCCCACUGGCUCUUAACACAGAAGCUAUUCUUCAUAGCAACAACACCAGGGACAUGGAAUUGGACAGAAAGAAUGGGAUCGUCACUCUGGCCAUUCUCAUAGGACAUACUGCUUCAUACAUAUUGUAUGCUUUCCUUUUAUUUAUACCUUACAUAAUGCUCAUGGUAAUGUCAUUUAAAUAUUCAAAAUGGUUUAUGCUGCCUUUAAUCACUCUUCCAAGAGCUUUUGAAAUAGAAAAACAAUUUCGGUCAGGGAAUAUACAGAAUAUUCCAAGGAAGACUGCUAAACUGAAUUUGAUCCUUGGCAUUCUAUACAUUUUAUCAUGUAGUUUUAUUCCAUCACUUCCAUUUAUCUCUAAGUAGAAUAUUUAAUUGUUGUUGCAUAGUUAAAGGCUGUUUUAUUUAUUGUUUAAAAGUUACUGUACGUUUAUACGAAUAUCAUUUUAAUGUUCUAAUUUUGUAUCAAGGAUGUUUGUUUAUAAUAAUAAUAAGUACUGUAAGCAAGUUUUAUAUGUAACUAAUUCA
Molecule: messenger RNA, 1129 nt
Organism: Agrilus planipennis (emerald ash borer)
Lineage: Eukaryota; Metazoa; Arthropoda; Insecta; Coleoptera; Buprestidae
Product: ubiA prenyltransferase domain-containing protein 1 homolog
Exons: 2
Coding region: 26-967 (313 amino acids)
Biological process (GO): menaquinone biosynthetic process; vitamin K biosynthetic process
Cellular component (GO): Golgi membrane; endoplasmic reticulum
Molecular function (GO): prenyltransferase activity
Source: RefSeq, a predicted model, not a curated record